Messenger RNA from Paramacrobiotus metropolitanus, 1418 nucleotides. RefSeq lists its product as uncharacterized. The transcript is spliced from 4 exons. Bases 13 to 1230 code for a protein of 405 amino acids. The record is from RefSeq and is a predicted model, not a curated record. Lineage: Eukaryota; Metazoa; Tardigrada; Eutardigrada; Parachela; Macrobiotidae.
AGUCUGUUGAAAAUGUCGGACGCCGUCGGGCUCCUAUCCGUUGACUUCCUGCCCGUUAUAACUGGAUUUGAGAGCAUAUCUAGCCUUCCGGAAUACGAAUCAUUUCCGGUCCUUGUGGAGCGUGCUAAUUAUUACUUACGAAACAAUCCCCUUGUGACAGUUAAUACAUGCGAAAGCGUGGAGUUCCGGGUAACGAACAGAGGAUGCGACAUCCAAACUAGGAACUCGGUCUAUAUUGCUCCCGUGGAGUCAAGCACGCGGUAUGCCAGGGGAUUGCGUUUAUGGAUCCAAAGAAAAGUGUGUCACAGCACCUCCUACGACCAAAUUGGCUACGACAACUUCCUUCCCGACAUAUAUGGGCAAAAGAUUUCGGAGGGACUGGAAAGUGUAAUGGCAAAGAUCAACCAUCGGUAUAGGCACACACCGCUAAAGGGACGCAUUAUCACAGUAGAAACCCAACCUGUAAAAUGGGGAUCACGAGGAUUAGAUCCCGAUCGCACGAUCUGGAAGGAGCACGCUUUUGCCAGCACUCUCUACGUUAAUGUUAUUCGCAUUUUUUACAUUAUCGGGACCGUAAAACCCUGUCAAGUUGGGGUGCACGAUAUCGUUCCGGCAGUGUUAGAGAGCGGUGGCCUUUUCAGUCGGCCGAAGAUGGAAUCAUUCCAACCAGUCAUACAACGCGCGUCACAGUGGUUAAUGUCGCUACCACCCAACUGUCGCCCGGUCAACGUGCAGACCGUCAUGUUUCGCUGGAGUAACAAUCAAGGCAUUAAUACAAAUAAUCUGGUGUAUCAGGAAAAUAACACACGCCAAAAUUGUCUCCGAUAUCUUCGAGUGGGAUUUGUUAUGGAAAACCCGACGGAUGGUCCUCCGGCACGAUCUCUUAUCCAAUUACACUGCAAACUUAUUGUGCCGAGAAUGACCUUUGCGUUCGGCUGCCGCUCCACUGGUGAAUUUGAAACACAAGAGUCCACACGCAAUCGAGUGAACGCGUGGGUCAGGGCCACCGGUGCUCGCGUUGUUUGCGUCGAGAGCCUGUUUAUGCGGACUUAUAGCGACGGAACACCGGAGUAUGGCUUCGAUGACAUGCGACCGUAUGACGCGGUGACUAGCGGCCCCAAGAGCUCGACGCGCGCUGAGGAAAGAUUUGUGCAUCUGUAUCGGAUUUAUACGGACGGUCACUACCCAGAUCCACCCAGUGCACCCACCUGGCAGACAUUGAUGCUGUAAAUAAAUUAAAGUGACCUGCAGGAAGUACACCGUGAUCGAAUCAACUGACGAGCAUCAUAUAUGUACAGCAUUUGAGUCGAACAAGCGAUUGUUUUGUAAAUCGACGAAUCUGAUGAACCUUGAACAUGCAUGCAUCGUGCUGCGUGUGCGUAUAACGGAAUAGUGUGUGUGUGUGUAUGAAUUAACGU